ACCAUGUCACAUUUGCACGUCUCCAUGCCUUCCUGUCCUGCUUUCCUCUUCCCGUUGUGAUUUUGUUCUUUUCCCUAAUAUAUAGCUGAAAUAAGGCAUCAUGUUCUGAUUCUAAGUAAUCUUUGUCUGAAAAGUUACAGCAGUCCUAAGUGGGGAGAAGUACGGGAAGAUUUUUUUUUUUCUUUCUUGUUUUGGGACUCGAUCGUAUUGCAGGAAGUCACUUGAUUCCUUGCCAUCAGUAGCCAGUCUGUAUUACGAUGGGGGUCUUGCACUGAUCCCAUCUGUGACCACCAUGUCAGACUGGCGGCGGACUGACACCUUCGCUCUUCUCGCCCAACUCCACAUGUUCCUGCUGCUCAUCGUCGCCGAGAGAUGCUUCUGCGAGCCAAGACCGGCCAGACCCCCAGCAGGAGAGAACCUAGACAUGACCAAACAACAAAGCACUGCUAGCAAACUGGAACACUAUGGGACCACGGUACCUUUUCUACUGGAGGACGGGGAGCUCCAACCAAUCAGCCACCUCCGUUCAUUAAAUCAUCCUACGUCACUCGAGCUAUUGAUUGAGACAGAAGGUGAGCAGCUGCUCCUGGCUCUGGAGAAAAACGAGGGGCUGUUUGCAAGUCAUUACACUGAGACACAUUACCUAGAGGAUGGAAGUACAAUCAUCGGGACUCACAACUUCACGGAGAACUGCUAUUACCAUGGAAAAGUGAAGGGACAUCCCAAUUCAGAUGUCAGCCUUAGCACAUGUAGGGGUUUAAGGGGAUUCUUAAUGCUUGGAAACAAAACAUUUGUCCUAGAACCAGCCUUUAAUCCAGACAAUGGGACUCACUUGAUUUACCGGGGUGAAGACCUCUACCUUUCCCCUGGUACCUGUGGUCACGGCUUCAACACGUCAGCAUUCAGCCUGGGCAAGAGAGGAGCCCCCUUUGGCGCCAGGAAUAAAAGACACGCUCAGAAGACAACCAAGUACGUUGAGCUGAUCAUUGUGGCAGACAACAGAGAGUUUCAGAAACAAGGGAAGGACGUGGAGAAGGUGAAGCAGAGGCUGGCUGAGAUUGCAAAUUAUGUGGACAAGUUUUACAGGGCCCUAAACGUACGUGUGGCCCUAGUGGGCCUGGAGGUGUGGAGCGAUGCAGACAAGUGUGCCAUCACGCAGGACCCUUUCACCACACUGCAUGAGUUUCUGGAUUGGAGGAAGCUCAAACUAUUGCCACAGAGGCCUCAUGACAAUGCCCAACUUGUCAGUGGAGUGUACUUCCAGGGUACCACCAUCGGCAUGGCGCCCAUAAUGAGCAUGUGCACCGUGGAGCAAUCAGGGGGCAUUGUCAUGGACCAUUCAGAUAAUCCACUGGGAGCUGCAGUGACCUUGGCCCAUGAGCUGGGGCACAAUUUUGGGAUGAACCAUGACACGCCGGAGCGAGGGUGUGGCUGUCGGAUGACUGCAGACAGAGGAGGCUGCAUCAUGACUCCUUCCACAGGGUACCCCUUCCCCACAGUGUUCAGCAGUUGCAGCAAGAAGGACUUAGCCACCAGCCUGGAGAAGGGUGUGGGCAUGUGCCUCUUCAACAUGCCCGAGGUCAAAGUGUUGUAUGGGGGCCAGAAGUGUGGCAAUGGCUACGUGGAGGAAGGGGAAGAGUGCGACUGCGGGGAACUGGAGGAAUGCGUGAACCCUUGUUGCAAUGCUAGCACCUGCACCCUGAAAGGAGAUGCCGUCUGUGCCCACGGACAGUGCUGUGAGGACUGCAGGCUGAAGCCAGCAGGCACCCCCUGCCGGGACUCCAGCAACUCCUGUGACCUCCCUGAGUUCUGCACAGGUGCCGGGCCGCACUGUCCCGCGAACGUCUACAUGCACGAUGGGCAUACGUGCCAUGGUGCCGAUGGGUACUGCUACAACGGGGUGUGCCAGACCCACGAGCAGCAGUGCGUCACACUGUGGGGACAAGGAGCCAAGCCAGCACCAGGGAUCUGCUUCGAGAGAGUCAACUCCGCCGGGGACCCAUACGGGAACUGCGGGAAGGACACCAAGGGGUCAUUCGCCAAAUGCGAAGCACGCGAUGCCAAGUGUGGCAAAAUUCAGUGCCAAGGCGGAGCCAAUCGGCCCGUAAUCGGCACAAAUGCGGUCUCCAUAGAAACCAACAUCCCACUACAGGAAGGCGGGCGCAUCCUUUGCCGAGGGACACAUGUCUACCUGGGGGAUGACAUGCCGGACCCAGGCCUAGUUUUGACCGGAACCAAAUGUGCUGAGGGGAUGAUGUGUCUGAACCGGCGAUGUCAGAACAUCAGCGUAUUUGGAGUCCAUGAGUGUUCUGCCAAGUGCAGCGGGCGUGGGGUCUGCAACAACAACAAGAAUUGCCACUGUGAGGCGAACUGGGCCCCUCCCUUCUGUGACAAGUCGGGCUUUGGGGGAAGCGUGGACAGCGGUCCCAUGAGGCUGUCAGCGAGUAGCCAGGGGGCGACUGUGGGGAUCCUGGUGACCCUGCUAAUACUCAUGGCUGCUGGACUCAUCACGUGUCUCAAGAGGAAAAGCCUCAUUCGCCUGUUCUUUGCAAACAAAAAAACAACCAUUGAAAAGCUGAGGUCUGUUGGUCCAAAUCGGUCCAGCCCAAAUCGCAUGCACUCUGUGUGCAGAGCUUCUCCAGCUCAACCUCCUCCAGCCAAACCCCGGAGUGCCAGCAUAUUCAAGCCAGGUCAUGAGGGCUUCCAGUCCCACUUGCCUACCCAGGCCUUCCACACCCACAGCCUGCGCAGGCUUCCCCAGUACCAGCCCGUCCACAUCAGCAGCCCUAUGGCCCUGUCCCUGGGCACCAGUCCCCCAACGACCCCUGCCCCGCCCCCUCCAAGGGCCCCGCAGCACCACGCCACCCUCCCACCGAGGGGGGCGGCAUUCCGCAGCCUUCCACGACAGCCCACCGUCACAACAGACCAGGACAGGGAGAAGCCAAGUCCUCCGCAGAAGCCCCUCCCUGCAGACCCACUGGGGAGGACUUCCCGCCUAGGGCGCAGCGGCUCCGUUGUGGGUCGCGUUCCCCUACCCAUCCCCAUCCCCAGUGUGCCCAGGCCCGUGCCACCAGCCCCGCAGCCAGUGAGACCUCCACCUAGGAAUCCCCCCAAGUACCCUAAGCCUCCUAUCACAGCAGAGGUGAAGUAGGGUUGCUGGUGAAGGAACAGGGUGUCAGCCAGCGGCGCGAAGACACUCGUUUGCACUAUGGAUCUCCCGCAGGCCCACGGUCGCAUCACCUUUCGCGAUUUUCGGAAGGGCAGGGCUUACACCUCGGUGCUCCACCUCCGAAUAGGUGCUACAAGUCCCUCGCUCAGGUGCUUGUGAAUUAUUUAUGUCCUGUAUUUAUUGUCAUGCGUUGCACUGUGCUCGACACUUUGAACAGUAGAGUUUGUUGGGUCCUGUUCCCAUCCGUCAUUCCUGCCCCACCUGAAGGAAGAAGAGAUGCAGCAUGGCUGUGCUGCACCAUGAUGAGACUGUUCCUCUUCUCGUGGUUUUUAUGGUGUGGUGGGAGGGAGAUAAAAAAUGGUGCAUUUUACAACCUGUGAAGAAACUGCAUAAUAAACACGUCCGAGUGCUGUGAAAACAAAGGGAUGGGAGCAAAGAGGGAGGCAGAACAGCUAUCUUGAAUAAUAGCCUGGAGGUGUCCUGCUGUGACCCCACCAGGGGCCACCCGGUCACGUGGCGAACUGGACACCUGACUCGGGUCAGAAACUUUCCUCAACAAUGGCUGUUGCAAAACUAGCAGUGGCCGACACUCCCCAACCGUGUGAGAGGAGCCAAGGACGGAGCGGUGUGCGCGCACGGGGCAGCCACUGCUUUCAUUACAGGGGGUGAGGCGUGCUUGGCAGAAGAGAUCAGUUACCAUGAUGAUGGUUGAGGACCUAGUGCUUUUUCUGGUCCCCUUUCAACUUGGCGGAGGGUGCGAGAACCCGGCCAGCACAGCCCGGCUCCGAGUAGUGACGCCGACCCAAAGGCUCUCCAGUUCCUCAGAACAAGCAAGGCCCCUUCCAGCAUUGUUCACUUCCGCCUUAAACCUUACAAAAGAAUCCCGUCGAAAGACGUGUAGGUGUAUACAGACAGCUGAGGAAAAUAAAUCAUGCUAAAGUCUAUUUAAAAAUCUCUGAAAAUCUUGCAGACCACCAAAAAGGCAAAUACUGACCUGACAUCAAGGACUUAGCAACUGUAUUUAGGCAACAGAAUCAAGUCUAAUAAAAAGUGACCUCAUUUUAACAGGCAAAAUAUUAACACGGAAUAGAUAUCAUUUCUAGGGCAACUUUGUCAGAAACAUUAAACCUUGGAUAUGACCCUUCAUAUAUAUAUACAUACAUACAUAUACAGUAUACACACACACACAGAGUUCCUCAGCUCCCUUGAACCACAUUGGAUGAACAUCAACUCUGAUUUGAACUGGUAACGUUUCACUCGUUCGCCUGCUUGAAUUGUUUUUUUGGCAGUUUAUAUUUUGUAUGUUCAGUGUGUGUUAACUGUAUUAUUGCAGACGAACGUCGCAAUGCGCAAGACGCCGCGGCUGAGCAGAUUAUAGUGGCGACUGCAAAGAAUGUGCCCUGAACUCAAGAGUAAAUGAGUGGUAAAUGGGAGAUCCGGUGUAGGAAGGAAAGCGGCAGUGGUUUCAACGUGGAUUCGGGUUCAUCUGUAGACAGGUUCUCAUCUAGAGGUGUUCUUAGGAAAGUACUAGAAAUAAGCAAAAAUGCCAAGAAAAUCCACACGGUUCAUAUACACACUGCUCUUAAAGGUACCCGACAGCCCAACAGGUAACGUUCAAUCAUAAUUUCCAUCUAUAACCACGGGUUUAUUUCCAAUAGGUGUCAGAAUGUGUUUAUAGUAACCAAUGUAUGGUUUCUCUCAUUUUAUACCUUUUUUUUGGCAACACAAAUCCGUUGACCUGAUCCUUGUUGGCAGGAUGAGAAAUAGUACAAAUGCUUACGAAGUGCAUGGGAGCCUUUGCGUAUUUGAGAAAUGGUUGACUAGUGGUGUGUGAUGUUAUCGCUUUUUAUUUCUAUAAAUUACAGGUUGGCACCUACAGCUUCAUCAGUUACAAAUUUCCCAUAUCCCUCGCUGCAGACUGAACAAACAUAUGCAUCAGGUAGUGUUGGCGGUGGUAUGUAGACGUGUACAACAUACUCCAGUGCUAGUGGGGGUGUCGUGUCAAUGUUCAUUUGUCAAAGUUUUUCUUUUUUUUUCCUUAUAUUGUCACAUUUUUUCAACUUUAAUGUUGAAACGCAUCCAUCUCACAACCACAGGUCUUUGGUAUUGUAGUUUACCUAUAAAUGUUAAUUUUUACUGUAUGCUCUGGGGGUUUGCAAGACUUUUUUACACCGGCAGUGCACAUAACUUGCACUAGAGCAACAUUCAUAUGAGGAGGAGUACAGGUGGUCGUCAUCUUCCUUCAUCUACGAUUCUUUUCUAAUAUUUCAGUCCUUCUGUUUGGGUUCGCAACACCAGUUAUCGCUAUUGUGUGCUCAAGCACGAUACGGAGCAAAUAUACAGCGCUGCAUUGAUAUUACCUUUUGAGUUUCUUUUUUUGUAAAAUAUUGUGUCAUAAUUCUAAUUUCUUUAGGAAAACAAUCUUAAUUUUUUUCUUAUUUUUAUUUGUUUUUUUUUAUCAGCCACAGGGAAAAAAAAAUCACAUUUAAAUACUCUUUAAUGAGACAUUAUCUGUAUUGUUCUUUCACAUAGUUUGCAGUAUGAAAGGUUUAUCCUGGGGCUGUUAGCUGGAACUGUGUGGAUGGUAGGUAGUGUGUUCACAGCGCCACCUUGUGGAUGCAUCACUCCCCCCCCCCCCCCCC
This is a messenger RNA of Scleropages formosus (Asian bonytongue), 5811 nucleotides long. RefSeq names its product ADAM metallopeptidase domain 12b (gene adam12b). The record is from RefSeq and is a predicted model, not a curated record. The coding region runs from base 293 to 3151 and encodes 952 amino acids. Gene Ontology annotation, molecular function: metalloendopeptidase activity. The transcript is spliced from 23 exons. Gene Ontology annotation, biological process: proteolysis. NCBI's taxonomy places the organism in Eukaryota, Metazoa, Chordata, Actinopteri, Osteoglossiformes, Osteoglossidae.